Podarcis lilfordi (Lilford's wall lizard) is the source of this 10403-nucleotide messenger RNA. Lineage: Eukaryota; Metazoa; Chordata; Lepidosauria; Squamata; Lacertidae. The record is from the annotation of a GenBank genome assembly.
CGGCACUGCGCAGGUGCAACACACAGCUGGGACCCAAUCCUGCCUAGGAAAACGUCGACUUCGAUGAGGGGGCGUGGUUUACCCAGGCCGAACCUUGAAGAGGCCCCGCCCCCGCCGCGAGUCUUAGUUUGGUUCCUGCUCGCCACGUGCGUCUUCGCUCCUGUUUUUUCGACGGCGCGCCCGCAGAGGCAAGGCAAAAGCUCGGCGGCGGAAGGGAAGGAAGGAGCGGGACAGGGCUUCUUUGCCUUCCCACCCCCCACCCCGCCAAGGCAGUGGGGAGGAGAGGGCGGUGGGCGUCCUGGGCGCUGCAGUAAGCGCGGGAGAAGCGGGCGGUAUCUGCGCAGGAGGGCGGCUGCUGCCCGCAAGCGAAGCCUGGAGACGGGAGAGGAAAUGUGGGAACCAUCGGAGCUUUCUGGUGGGCAGAUCCACUCCUGCCCCCAGACGGUUGUCAAAGGGGGGCGGCCAGGGUGCAUUUUUGGGGGGUGAACGGGUGCCCUCCGCUCCCGUUUCUCUCAUCCCCCCCCCCCGCUUCAGUGGAGUACGCAGGUGGCCCGGGACGGGGCGCGUCUCUCGGGCGCCUACCCCAAGUGCGCUUUUUUGCUCCGCUUUCCCCGGCGUUAUUCUGGGGCGGAGGCGCCUGCCGUGCUUUCCUGGGGGGCAGCAUGGUCUUGGUGGCUUCCCCUUCUCCCCCGGCCUUGGCCCCAGCUCGUGAGCCCCCCGCGACCGCCUCGUGGGUUUCCUAACCCCGGGGUGCGUCUUAUUUUGAGCCAGGAAUUCGGUUUGAUUUCCAAAACGCAAACGCGAGGUGGCCAGUCCCAACAGCCGCGGGCUGUUCCUUCCGAUUUUCCCUCCGCGUCUCUGUUCCGGAGUGUGUCCUCGACGGGUCUGUAGCCAGCAUGCACAAGGGAGCCUUGCAAAAUCCUAUUCCUUUUUUCGCUCCCCCCCCCGUUAGAUUUCCGAUAUGCGCCAACCCCGAGUGUUGCAUUCCCCAUAGUGGCUCAGUGACUGAGGAAUACGCUUAGAAUGGUGCCCUAUUGCUUAGGUAAAGGUAAAGGGACCCCUGACCAUUAGGUCCAGCCGUGACCGACUCUGGGGUUGCGGCGCUCAUCUCGCUUUACUGGCCGAGGGAGCCGGCGUACAGAUUCCGGGUCAUGUGGCCAGCAUGACUAAGCCGCUACUGGCAAACCAGAGCAGCGCACGGAAACACCAUUUACCUUCCCGCCGGAGCGGUACCUAUUUAUCUACUUGCACUUUGACGUGCUUUCGAACUGCUAGGUUGGCAGGAGCAGGGACCGAGCAACGGGAGCUCACCCCGUCGCAGGGAUUCGAACCGCCGACCUUCCGAUCGGCAAGCCCUAGAUCCCAGAUCCCACCCAGAUCCCUUUCCUAUUGCUUAUAGCUUGUUAAAUUGAUAAUGUGUGGAUGUACCCGUUUCUGGCACCGCCUGGUAAAGAGUGGGUUACAAAGCUUAACAAUGCAAGAUUGAAAUUAAAGACGGGUGAACAUCACUUCAGUCUAGGAUGCUUUACCCUUGUGAAGUACCUAAUAAGGGGGCACUGCCCUCCCAAGUUGGUGCAUAACAGCCUUAAAGCACUUGAAAACAAAAAUAGAAGUACAGUGGUACCUCGGGUUACAUACGCUUCAGGUUACAGACUCCACUAACCCAGAAAUAGUGCUUCGGGUUAAGAACUUUGCUUCAGGAUGAGAACAGAAAUUGCAGCGGGAGGCACCAUUAGCUAAAGUGGUACCUCAGGUUAAGAACAGUUUCAGGUUAAGUACGGACCUCCGGAACGAAUUAAGUACUUAACCUGAGGUACCACUGUAGUGUCUUUUCACACAAAUAAUUAGUCCUAAUCUCUUCUUGCCCACCCUCAGUUUUUAUUUCAGCAGCCAUAUAUAGUUGCUAGUGUUUAAACAUCUGGAAGUCAGAAGGAUUAGCUCAUGGGUAGGCAAAUGAAGGCCUGAGGGCCGGAAUUCGGCCCAACUGCCUUCUAAAUUCAGCCCGCAGAUGGUCCUGAAAAGGUUUGCUGACCCCUGCAUUAGCUGAUCUACUUCAUUACACCCAGUGACCAGCCAGCAAGUACUGACUUAAUGUUUUUGCCAACCUUUGAAAUACUUGGCUAAUUUUGGGCUGGCUGACACAGAUUUUAGCAAGGCUGAUGAGGAUUCAGCACCAAAGAAUAUGAAAUACAAAGUUGAGUUAGAAAUCAUUUUACUGUAUAAAUUUGUACCUUCUCCUAACAGGGAAACUUUCAGAAACUGAAAGAAAACGUCUGGUUUUGUUUUCAUUGAAAAUCAUUCUGUUAAAAUUAGAUACACCAGUUCACCUGCCUCUGAAAGGACAUCAGUACCAGGGGAGCCUACCUGGGAUUUGUGGGGUGCCAGGAAAUAGCUUGUGCAUACCUGACACAAUACAGUGGUACCUCGUGUUAAGAACUUUAUUCAUUCUGGAGGUCUGUUCUUAACCUGAAACUGUUCUUAACCUGAGAACUUUAGCUAAUGGGGCUUCCCACUGCCACCGCGCCACUGCCGUGUGAUUUCUGUUCUCAUCCUGAGGUAAAGUUCUUAACCUGAAGCACUAUUUCUGUGUUAGCGGAGUCUGUAACCUGAAGCGUAUGUAACCCGAGGUACCACUGUAAUCAAGAAAGCAAAGAGUCCUUGGCAGGAUCUUAACAGAUCAGUCGUGGUGUUUACAGUUUUGACGUGAAAACCUACCUUGCAAAGGCCUAGCUUUCCCCCUCACCUUUCUCUCAUUCUUCUGUCUCCAGCAGCUCCAUGCCCAAGAGGAGAACGGUCCGCUCGCUGGAAUGGCUGUGCCUGGAGAAUGUGGCUAAAAAUAUCCAGCGCAUCUGGGCCAAAGCUUGUGCGGAAAACCACCAGGAUGGACACCGUGUCCGCUCUGUUGCAGAGCCCUACAUCUGCCUGCGUAAGAGGGGCACGACAAAUGGGAGGCAGAGGAGAGACCGGCCAUAAAGACCCCAUGGCCAAGCCACAGAUUGCAUUUCAAAAAGGCAAUCUGGCAAAGUCUUGGCCCUGUAGCAUCCUGCAAUUUGCAUCUCUGGCAAGCGAGCCAGUGUGGUGUAGUGGUUAAAAGCGGUGGACUUGUAAUCUGAUGAACCGGGUUCGCUUCCCCGCUCCUCCACAUGCAGCUGCUGGGUGACCUUGGGCCAGUCACACUUCUCUGAAGUCUCUCAGCCCCACUCACCUCACAGAGUGUUUGUUGUGGGGGAGGAAGGGAAAGGAGAAUGUUAGCCGCUUUGAGACUCCUUCAGGUAGUGAUAAAGCGGGAUAUCAAAUCCAAACUCUUCUUCUCUUCUUGUAGCAUCCUAUGCAGGUGGUCCUGUAAAAACUGGUUCUGACGCUCACCUGGCUAGAAAAGCUGCCUGGGUAGGAAGGCUCCAUCUCUUAAGGCAGAGCUGGGGAGCAGGUGGCCGUCCAGCUGCUGUUGGACUCCAAUUCCCAUGAGCCUCAGCCAGCACGACCUGUAGUCAGAGAUGAUGGGAGUUGUGGUCUAGAGCAAAGCUCCCCAGGAGGCGGGCAGGUGUGGAGGACUCCCUGGUCCUGAAUGGGGUAACUGUGCCCCUGAAGGACCAGGUGCGCAGCCUGGGAGUCAUUUUGGACUCCCAGCUGUCCAUGGAGGUGCAGGUCAAUUCUGUGUCCAGGGCAGCUGUUUACCAGCUCCAUCUGGUACGCAGGCUGAGACCCUACCUGCCCGUGGACUGUCUCGCCAGAGUGGUUCAUGCUCUGGUUAUCUCUCGCUUGGACUACUGCAAUGUGCUCUAUGUGGGGCUACCUUUGAAGGUGACCCAGAAACUACAACUAAUCCAGAAUGCGGCAGCUAGACUAGUGACUGGGAGCGGCUGCUGAGACCACAUAACACCGGUCUUGAAAGACCUGCAUUGGCUCCCAGUACGUUUCUGAGCAUAAUUCAAAGUGUUGGUGCUGACUUUUAAAGCCCUAAACGGCCUCGGUCCUGUAUACCUGAAGGAGCAUCUCCACCCCCAUCGUUCACCCCAGACACUGAGGUCCAGCACCGAGGGCCUUCUGGCGGUUCCCUCACUGCGAGAAGUGAGGUUGCAGGAAACCAGACAGAGGGCCUUCUUGGUACUGGUGGCUGCCCUGUGGAACGCACUCCCAUCAGAUAUGAAGGAAAUAAGCAUCUAUCUUAUCUUUAAAAAACAUCUGUAGGCAGCCCUGUUUAGGGAAGCUUUUAAUGUUUGACAGACUAUUGUAUUUUAACAUUUUGUUGGAAGCCUCCCAGAGUGGCUGGGGAAACCCAGCCAGAUGGGCGGGGUGUAAAUGAUAAAUAAUUAUUAUUAUAUUAUUAUUUUUAUUAUAGUCUUGCUCUUAGCAGCACCUUUUCCUACGCAGCCUCCUGUUCUGGUAGAUCACUUGGCUAUCCAGAUUUUAAAAGCUAAGCAAAAUCCGGCAAAGUCUUUGCCAGGGAGCAUGCCAGUGACUGGUUGGCUAAUACUAAUAGCAUUUUUUAUUAAUUAUUUAUACCCUGCCCAUCUGGCUUAGUUUCCCCAGCCAAUCUGGGCGGUUACAACAAAAUACAUUAAAACAUUAGUCAUUAAAAACUUCCCUAAACAGGGCUGCCUUCAAAUGUUUUCUAAAAAUCAGAUAGUUGUUUGUUUCCUUGACGUCUGAUUGGAGGGCGUUCCACAGGACGGGUGCUGCUACCGAGAAGGCCCUCUGGCUGGUUCCCUGUAGCCAGGGGAACUUUCCCUGUAAUGUCCUGCUGUCACCCUCUGCACCUUCUGGUUUGCUUCUAGCUCCUAAUCACCUGAGGAAAGCAUGUGUCUAAUUGUUGUGCAAAGUUUUAUGUUUAUAUCUGGGUAUUUCCUCCCCACCCAGCUGACUCCCUUGUCCAGAAGCUGUUCAAGUUAAUGGAGGAAGGCAAUCACUUGAACCGACCGGUCCUGCGCUUCCUCCUGGUGCCACAGCUGACGGUGCUGAGCUUGAAUACGUGCCCAAGGCUGGUCAUCAAGGCCAUUGCUGACAUCAUUGCAGUGCGUUGCAAGGUAAGCGGUGUGCAUGCUUUGUGCUCUGACUUGGUUCCUGGGGGGCAGCUCCUUCCUCUAAAAUGGGGACUCCUCUCUUGCUAUCUCCUGGCCAUAGCUGUCAACUUACAGAUUUGAAAAUAAGGGACCAGCAGCCUCGAAAAUUAGGGAUCAGCAGCCAAAAUAAGGGAUUUUGCUUAGCUUAUACAUAAAUCCGGCACUGAUGAAGCCAUGCUGCUUUUGCUGCGAAUGACUCUGUUUUGCAGGGGGUUGAACUAGAUGAUCCUAAGGGUCUACAACUCCCACCAAAGAAGAGGGGCAGACAAAACUGAUGAACGACGUCGAGAUGGCAAAGCUUACAGGCAAAAUUAGAAACCAGGAAGAGGACCUCUUUAAUAAAGAAUGGGGAAAGUUUAUAAUUUAGUUGAAAAGCUAUUGUAAAGGGUUACAUAUAUUGGUAGGAUUGACAGAAAACUUGUAGUAAAAAUUUGAACUAUGGAUGGACAAAUGUUUUAUAAAAAUAGUUAUGAAAGGGAUGCAGAGGGGGAAAUCACUACAUUAAGAUGCCUCACUGGUUGGAGGGGAUGCUAAGCAGCACGUCGGGGCUGCCGUCGUCCUGGCGCGAGGAGUUCCAUCGGCCCUUCCCCGCCCGAGAGAGGGGGGGGAGGGAGAGAGACUCUCGCCCACACCGCCCGCACACGGCUCUUAGUGUGGAGGAAUGGCACUCAAAGAAACAAUGGUUUGUGGAAGCUUUAUGUGCAGAGUUCCUUACUGGUCCCUGCAGUGAAAGAGAAAUUUGGGGGUGUCCCUGGUUGGCCUGGUCUCAACUUCACUCCUUCUUAAGAAAGUCAAAACAGGUAACAACACAGCAAUUGACUCAGUUUAAGCACCCGUUCCAAGCGGCCUGGUUUCCACUAUUUAAUUAGUUCUCUCUAUUUUGUGUGAGAGUUUGGAGGUGUGAGGAUGGGUGAUGGUUUAACAGAUUGAGGGUGAAUCCUGACAAGACAGAAGUACAGUGGUACCUCGGGUUAAGUACUUAAUUCUUUCCGGAGGUCCGUUCUUAAGCUGACACUGUUUUUAACCUGAGGUACCACUUUAGCUAAUGGGACCUUCUGCUGCUGUCGUGCUGCCGGAGCACGAUUUCUGUUCUCAUCCUGAAGCAGAGUUCUUAACCUGAGGUAAUAUUUCUGGGUUAGCUGAGUCUGUAACCUGAAGUGCCUGUAACCUGAAGCGCCUGUAACCCGAGGUACCACUGUACUGUUUUUGGGGGGAUGGGGCGGGUAGGUGAGGGGGAGACUCUGGUCCUGAAUGGGGCAACUAUGCUCCGAGCACAAUUCAAAGUGUUGGUGCUGGCCUUUAAAGCCCUAAACGGCCUCGGUCCAGUAUACCUGAAGGAGCGUCUCCACCCCCAUCGUUCUGCCCGGACACUGAGGUCCAGUGCUGAGGGCCUCCUGGCGGUUCCCUCCCUGCGAUAAGUGAGGUUACUGGGAACCAGGCAGAGGGCCUUCUUGGUAGUGGCGCCCACCCUGUGGACACUGGUGUACGAAGGGGGAAUGAGGGAGUGGGCUGCACCGGGUAGCAUUUGGGGAAAGGGUUCCAUCGUGGCCGCCCCUCCGAUAUGUACACAACCCUUUCCCGGGAUGGGUGCCACAUGCCACGCCCCCGCGGCAAUGCGCCAUGUCCCCACGGGCGACGUGCCAUGUCCCUGUACUCUGUGUCAGCCACGCCACCGCCUGUUCUCCACUCCGGGGGCGGUAGCAUGUUCCUCCACCACUGUCUGUGGAACGCCCUCCCAUCAGAUGUCAAGGAAAUAAACAACUAUCUGACUUUUAGAAGACAUCUGAAGGCAGCCCUGUUUAGGGAAGUUUUUUAUGUUUGAUCUUUUAUCGUGUUUUUAAUAUUCUGUUGGGAACCAGCCAGAGUGUCUGGGGAAACCCAGCCAGAUGGGCAAGGGUAUAUAUAAUAUAUUAUUAUUAUUUAUUAUUAUUGCUAUUGAUGUUGGGCCAUCUGAUUAUCUCAGAACAGUCUGGGCGCACGAUCCACAGGAGAGAGAGAGACUGGAGAUCAGUUAAGGAAAGCCUCCAUUUAAUAAAAUGAUCGCUGCGUGAACCAAAGGGCUCUCCCACACUUAACUUUCGCUCCACGCAUUCUGGGAAAGGUCUUGCGUGUCCAAACACCUCCAAUUGCUUUCCCCGGGGAAACCCCGCUCUGUAACGUUGAAUCGGAACAAAUGGCAAUUUGGGUUCUCCAUUGAUUGGAGAAAGCAUUGAAGUGUGUGUUUUCACAGGGAGGGCGGCGGCAGCAAGGAGUGCUUUGACACGGUCUGGAAAAGUGUGUACCUGUGUCUAGAAAGUGCAGAGGGAAAAUAGUGUGGUUCAGCCUCUCCCGUGGCUGUGCCCCGCCUCCCACCGCUGCCCCCCCUGCUAAGCCCUUUCCCUCUGUGGUAGCAGUAGGGGGCACGGCAUAAUGUGCUCACGGAGGAAGGCUGGAGCAUGGCAGCAGUGACGAAGAACAGUCAUACCUCAGGUUAAAUAUUCUUCAGGUUGAGCGUUUUCAGGUUACGCUCCGCGGCGACCCAGAAGUAACGGAACGCGUUACUUCCGGGUUUCGCCGCUCGCGCAUGCGCAGACGCUCAAAAUGACGUCAUGCGCAGAAGCGGCGAAUUGCAAUGCACAGUUGCGGGUUGCGUUCUACUCAGGAGCCCGUUCGCAUCCAGAAGUACCACUGUACAGUGAUAGCAGCUAGCAGCUGUGGGUUUUUUACUUUAUUUUUUGCCUCCAGCAGCAAAACAUUCCAGUCCUGCAGAGAGCAUGCAACUUUCGCAUGCGUUGUGCUUGGCAGUUUUGCCUCUCGCCACAACCACCACUGACAUCCGGCCCUGGAAAGAUUGCCCAGGGAGGAAUGUGGCCCUAAGGCCCUAACCCCCAGACGGAACUGAUGGUGGCACAUUUCGUGGGCUAGUGUAGAUGCAUAGAGAGUUGUGCUCAAGUCGACGCCCUUUGUUUUCCUGUCCGCAAAAGCUAAUUCGACAAUAAAUCGGCGAGGUUUCUUGUAUGUGUUUCUUACUUACUGCAUUGGUACUAUGGGCCACUGUGCUCUUAGUACGAUGCUUUGUUAGCAGAGAGAGACCAUUAGCAGUGGAACGCUGGACCAGCAAUUUCUGCCUUCUGUGCAUUUUGUGCAACAUAUGACAACAGGCAAAGGGUGCCAUGUUUUGGUAGGUGUUCCUGUAGGGCAGACAUUAAGGGGGACACACACACACACACACACACACACACACAGGCUCCAUGGAACCCAACACAUUAAUACACAGCCUGCCAUUUACAGUGGUACCUCAGGUUAAGUACUUAAUUCGUUCCGGAGGUCCGUACUUAACCUGAAACUGUUCUUAACCUGAGGUACCACUUUAGCUAAUGGAGCCUCACGCUGCUGCCACGCUGGCCGGAACACAAUUUCUGUUCUCAUCCUGAAGCAAAGUACCGUAUUUUUUGCUCUAUAAGACUCACUUUUUCCCUCCUAAAAAGUAAGGGGAAAUGUGUGUGCGUCUUAUGGAGCGAAUGCAGGCUGCGCAGCUAUCCCAGAAGCCAGAACAGCAAGAGGGAUUGCUGCUUUCACUGCUCUUGCUGUUCUGGCUUCUGAGAUUCAGAAUUUCUUUUCUUCUUGUUUUCCUCCUCCAAAACCUAGGUGCGUCUUGUGGUCUGGUGCGUCUCAUAGAGCGAAAAAUACGGUACUUAACCUGAGGUAAUAUUUCUGGGUUAGCGGAGUCUGUAACCUGAAGCGUAUGUAACCUGAGGUACCACUGUAUUUACAAUGACUUCUGCCAACUUGGUGCUGCCCCGUACGCCUUCUGCGCUGGCUGCGGCUGAUGGGAUUUGUAGCCUGGUGAAUCUGGAGGUCGGCAAACGCCGUUGUACGUGAGCAAAAACAAACCUUUCCCUUUCUCUUUCCCUGACACGGCAGAACCUGUCUUCCCUGGAUAUCAGAGGCUGCUGCCGGAUCCCCGCAGACUCCCUCGUCGACCUGGUGAAAGCUUUGCCGAGCCUCAUCCAACUUAACCUGUCGGACACCCAGUGCAACGCCCGGGUGCUUGCUGCCGUGGGCUCCCACUGCCGGCAGCUUCUCGAACUGGACGUCGUCGAUUGCAGCAGGCUGUCUCCAGAGUGCCUCCUCCACCUGGCCUACGACCCCGCCACGGGCUUGCUCCGCUCCCCGGCCUUGAAGGUGCUCAGAGCCAGAUACCUGAUGGGUAGACCUCUCCUCCAAUGCAUGGUUCAGCACUUGGUCUUUCUGCUGUUGGCCUUGCGCAGCCUGACGGUCUUGGACCACCCUUUUGUUCUGGAGGCCGUGUGCGCGAUCUACAGGCGGCAGUUCGACGACAUCCCGGUCGCCCCCGAGUUCCCCUCCCUGGAGGAGCUGGCGAGACGCAGGAUGUCCGCCCAUAGCGGCCACGGGCUCACGCUGACCCUCACGGAAUUGGACGAUGUGGCAUUGAGCUGCCUGCCCGCCGCUUUAGCCGUGUGCCCGCACUUGGCCGACGUGACUCUGAUUCUCGAAGGCAGCCCUGGCUUUGGCCAGGACUUUGCAUCGUGGCGCCACAUCUCCUGCCUGACCCUUGACAACGACAGCCAGUGCGAUGUUGCUGAUCUUCUGCCGAUGGCGGCCGCCCUCGGAGCACAGCUGCACUCCCUUUCAUUGAGCGGCUUUCUCUGCGAAGAUGCUUCUUCCUUCUGGACCUUCCUGGGCCACUGCCUGAACCUCCGUAAAUUGGUGGCUAACCUCCCUCCUCCAGCAGUGUGUGCCCCUGACGACGACGACGACGAGGAGGAGGAAAUGGUCGAAGACUUGGAGGAAAAUUUCAGCCCCGCACCUCAUCAAUUCCCCCACCUCCGGCACAUUUUCCUGAUGUACCCUGACUCAGAAGGCCCCCUUCCUUCCCAGCACAAAGCCGUGUUUAGAGCAUGCCUUGUGUCCCUGCUCAGACAUUCGCCCCAACUGGAAAGCUUGCUGCUGGCUUGCCUGCCUUUCUCCCUGGACAGCGUGUUUGAGCAGGUGCUGGAGCCGCCGGCCACAGCCCUGACUCGCCUCCAGAAGCUCUCCUUGAUGGAAACGAGGGUGUCCGGAAGCACCAUCCACCUGCUGUUAUCCUCGGAAAACCAGCUGAGCUUCCUCGAUGUGCCGGCUUGCUCACGCAUCUUCAGGGCAGACUAUGACGACUUCCUCAGGAGAGUCAGGAGUGAGGGUUUGGACAUGGAGAUUUCUUGGGAGUGAAAAGCCUGCUGUUGCUGCUUCUGCCGAAGACGGCUGCUCCUCUUGUGUUGGGGCCAAGACAGGGUCUCUCUUAAUAAAGUUUGCUUUAUCUAAUAGUUUUUCCGCCUCUCAGCGAUCUUGAAACCCAGAGUG